GCUCCGCACCAGUUGUUCUCCUUGUGUCUUCCUCUCAUCACUAACUCAAGCCGGGACACGGAGAGGCAGCCCUUACACACACCCACACCCAAACACAACCACAGGCGUGCACACAGGCGUACAUUUGCCCACUCGUCCCCCAACACACUCGCCCAGCUCACGCGGGACCAAACAGACCCAAGCAGGGGAAGCAGGACUCCCCAUCCCGUCCCCGGCUAGCGCCUCACACCUCAGAGACCCCCCCCCCCCCCCCUACCGGGCGAACCCUCCAGCAUGGAGCUUUUCGAGACCAACCCGUACUUCUUCCCCGACCAGCGCUUCUACGACGGAGGGGACUCCUACUACCCCUCGCGCCUGCAGGGGGGGUACGACCAGGCGGGCUACCAGGACCGGAGCUCCAUGAUGGGGCUGUGCGGGGCGGGUCUGGCCGGCGGCGUGGGCGUAGGCGGUGGCGGCGUGGGCCUGGGGGGCGGCAUCCCGGCGGGCAUGGAGGACAAGCCCUCUCCCUCCAGCCUGUCGCCCGACUCGGAGCCCCAAUGUCCGGGCCAGUGCCUGCCCUGGGCCUGCAAGCUGUGCAAGCGCAAGACGGUCACCAUGGACCGGCGGAAAGCGGCCACGCUCAGGGAGAAGCGGCGGCUGAAGAAGGUGAACGAGGCGUUCGAGGCGCUGAAGAGGAGCACCCUGAUGAACCCCAACCAGCGGCUGCCCAAGGUGGAGAUCCUGCGCAGCGCCAUCCAGUACAUCGAGAGGCUGCAGGCGCUGGUCUCCUCGCUCAACCAGCAGGACGGCGAGGCGGCGGGCCUGCAGGGAGGCCAGUUCCGGCCCAACGGCAGCGGGCCCAGGGUGUCGUCGUCAAGCGAGCCCAGCUCAGGCAGCACCUGCUGUAGCAGCCCGGAGUGGAGCAGCACGCCGGAGCAGUGUGUACAAAGUUACAGCAAUGAGGAACUCCUCGGGGCGGCUGAGUCCCCAGAUCAGGGGAACAUGCGCUCUCUCACCUCCAUCAUGGACAGCAUCUCAGCAGUAGAGGGGACCGGGACCUACCCAGUGGUGCCUCUUGACAUUCCCAAGUAACCCCCCCCCCCCCCCCCCCGCGGUACUCCCACAGACAAAAAUCUGACAGAACUGGAGAUUUUCAAUUUCGAGAAGAAAGGAAGAUAAAAAGGAUGGUCGACCACCGACGACAAUAAACCCAUCAGCAGAUUUCCAACUCCAGCUUUCUCUCUCCUCUUCCGCUCUUCUUCUUUCCAAGGGGUUUCGUCUUUCGUGUCAUGCCGCUUGCUGUUCAUUUUGUUUUUAUUUUAUUCAUAAUUUCCAAUAUGUCAGAUAGACAGAAGCGAAUUCCUCUUAAAUUGUUCCUAACCAGCGGUCCAUGUGUUCCUGAGACCCCCACGCCCCCCUGCAUGACGACACACCGUUAGUGACCACAGUGGGUCUGUGUGAUGUAGCAAUCUUAGAAGUCUUUCUUUUAUUUUCUGUUUUCUAACCUUAUUUAAAGAAAUGUUUCUUUUCCGACAGCUUCCCUGAUAUGUUGUGUUCUCUUUUGUGUGUGUGUGCUUUAGGCUUAAAAACGUUGAGUUAAUUUGUGGGGCCAAUAUGUACCAUGGCGGUUUUGACCAAGAUUUGCUUAAUUUAAACUGGUUAUGAUGUAAAUACGUUCCCUUUUUUACAGAGUGGUUUUGCUAUUUUAUUUUCUAUUUUUUGCUAACUUAUUUUUCUCAUCUUUUAUAAACUAAGAUUGUUGUGUAUUUGUAGAUGUUUCCAAAGUGAUAUUUUCCGUUCAAUUAUUGCAAUUAAACU
This is a messenger RNA of Gadus chalcogrammus (walleye pollock), 1797 nucleotides long. RefSeq names its product myogenin (gene myog). The transcript is spliced from 3 exons. The record is from RefSeq and is a predicted model, not a curated record. NCBI's taxonomy places the organism in Eukaryota, Metazoa, Chordata, Actinopteri, Gadiformes, Gadidae. Bases 274 to 1071 code for a protein of 265 amino acids. Gene Ontology annotation, molecular function: protein dimerization activity; RNA polymerase II cis-regulatory region sequence-specific DNA binding; DNA-binding transcription factor activity, RNA polymerase II-specific. Gene Ontology annotation, biological process: positive regulation of transcription by RNA polymerase II; muscle organ development; positive regulation of myoblast differentiation.